CGAAUCAUUAAACGUGUUUUUGUAGUUCUGCUGAAUGCUUCAACAGAGCAAUCAAGACAAAUCUAGAAAUUACUCAACUUCUCAAGUUAAUAAAGAUCAGGGGCACUUAUAAUGAUUAUGUGAAAGUUCCUUUACAAGAUAUGAAGCCAAGCAUUUAGAUGUAGUAGUAUAGAGGGAUAUGCUACAGGUUGAGAUCUGGAGCAGGAGUGAGAGAAAGUGCUGCCAUCUACGAUGACUGUUGAGGAACCACCUCUUCGUGGGCUGCAUAGACUGCAGAUGAGCCACGAAGCAGAGCGGGUGCUAAACCAGCUGAAGGAGAUCACGGGAGUGGAGGAUGUCUCUGUGAUAGGUACGGCCAUGGAGGCAUGCAAGAACACUGAGGGCAAGUACGACCUCGAGAGAGCCGUCAGCCUUCUAGUGGACGAGCACGGACAGAUGGUGCCACCCACCGCUCAGGUUCCAGAAACAGCGAGUAAAAACGGUCCAAAUGGGAUCGUUGCUCUAAAGGCUAAGCCAACCAAGAACAAUCAGGUGAUCGAUCUAACCUGCGACACAUCGGAGUCUGUGCGUGACCCAGAAGACGACCUUCAGAAGGCUAUAGCAUUGAGUUUGAAAGACCACGCAGAGAAGUACAAGGCACACGAUCAAGGUGAAAGCUUGCCGAUUCCAGUCAGCACCGAGGAACAACACAUCAGCAGGGCCCUUGAGGAGAGUCUAGCAGAGAGCAAGGGUGGCAUGAAGCGCAAACGAGGCGAGUGGUUCGUUGAUCCGAUCAACCCACACGAGAGGAAGCGGGUGAAAGGCUGGCCAGUCGGCCUCAAGAAUGUGGGCAACACCUGCUGGUUCUCUGUAGUCAUACAGUCACUGUUUCACUUGCCAGCUUUUCGCAACCUAGUGCUGCGUUAUAGCUCUCCAAACAAUGAUGCAGAAACUGCGAUUACAAUCACGAAGGAGCAGAAGCAGAUCUACGAGUUCAUGGGCGAGCUUCGGCAGCUGUUCGCGCUGCUGCUCGCCUCCGACCGCAAGUAUGUAGACCCGACGCCUGCGAUCGAGAUCCUGCGUGGCACGCUGAGCAACGUCAGCGGCAUGCUGGACAGCCAGCAGGACGUCAGCGAGUUUCAGCACAAGCUGCUCGAGUGGCUGGAGGAGGCGUUCAAGCGACGCGGCGGCGGCGGUGGCACGGCGGCGUCGGAGUCUCGAGGACCGAGCAAGAAUCCGAUGAUUGAUCUAUUCUAUGGCGUGUACAAAUCCUAUGGCAUUAACGAAGGUAAAGUGUUUUCUAACCAGGGAGACAUUUUGGUCAGUACCCCACUACAAGUAAAUGGCUUUAAGGAUCUUCAUCAGAGUCUUGAGGCAUCUACUGCUACAGAGGAGAUUGAAGCAUUAGAUUCUGGUGCUCCUAGCAAAUCGGGGCUGGAGCACUGGUUUACAAAGAUGCCCGGGGUGUUGACAUUUGAACUGUCGAGGUUUCAGUUUAACCAGCAGUUAGGAAAGCCUGAAAAAAUACAUCAGAAGUUGCAGUUCCCUAAAGUCAUCUACAUGGACAGAUAUUUAGAAAGCAACAAAGAGUUAACACGUCAAAGAAGGGAAGAGAUAAGGAAGCUCAGAGAGGAACUAUCAAAACUGGAGACAAAACUAGAACGCAUCGACGAGCAGUCCGGCUCAGUGGAUGCUGGCCAGCAAAAGCAGGUGGAGAUGCAGUGCACUCCUCCGAAAUGCGUGAAGCCUGACGUUGCCAUGACGCCGCCGAAGUCUGUGCGGUUUGAGGGUCCGGCGCCGAAGCACGUGACGACGGAGGAGCUGUGUGUGCUCGAGGGCUGCCUGCAGCGGUGGCAUGCCGAGGUCGAGAACGACGUCAGAGAAUUGCAAGACAGCAUAGCUAUGCUAAAUGAGAAGAUAGGCAGCAUGUACUCUGAUAUGAAACAGGUGCCAUACCGACUGCAUGCGGUGUUGGUGCAUGAGGGGCAGGCGUCUGCCGGACACUACUGGGCAUACAUCUACGACUCUGCACACAAUCACUGGCUGAAGUUCAAUGACAUCACCGUGUCAGAGGCAUCGUGGGAGGAGCUGGAGAAGGAAUCCGUCGGUGGAUACUAUAACACGAGUGCUUACUGCCUGAUGUACGUGAAUGCCAAGCAAACAUCGCUGAUGGAAGACAUAGUAGACCAAGAGACGGGUCAAUGCAGUACCAAUCCUCUAGACCUGCUGCCAACUGACCUCCAUGACAUCGUUUGUGAGGAUAAUAUGAAGUUUGCCAAAGAAAUAAUGGAGUAUGAUAAGGAGCAAACAAAAGCUGCAACUGAGAUGGAGGAAUGCGUCGUAACGGGGCAGUUUGAGCAUGGAGACAAUUACCAAAGGCAGAUGAAAGCCAGAACGUCUGCGACACAGACACCGGCAGUACCGAUUUCCAAGGUCAACCUGGCCGUAGAGCACAGCCCGGCAGUGCCGAUGGCCAAGGUCAACUUAUCGAUGGAGCAUGCUCAGCUGUCUGUUGUUGAUACCCGCCUCAUAAUUGGAAAAGUUCUGAAGACCCAUGGCAACGUGAACAAUCUGCAGGGAGGAAUAGAGACAGCUGUUAGUGAGGCAGCAGAGAUAGAAGCCAGAAGACUUGCCCAGCUCUCUAAGCAAAAGAACACACCGACUGACCACAGGCUAAGUCACAUCAUGGUCUACCUCUAUCAAAACCAGAUGGAGAAACAGAAUGUUGUGCGCAGGAUCAUGCUGGAACAGUUCACUCCCAAAGUUCUCAACAAUGACCCAAGCACAGCAGAGUUCAGACGGACAGCUCUGCAUAUGCUAGAGGGGAUGGUGCUGGCAGAGUCGGAGCGCAGGUUGUAUCAGGAGGUGCAUGAGGAUUAUGAGAUGUUCAGGAAGACUGUCACAUGCUUCAUGCACGGCGUCCACCUGUUCCACAAGCAGUCAUAUCAAGAGAGUCUGGCCUAUCUGGUGCAUGCUUGCAAUCUGAACCAGAGUUUGAUUAAGAAGGGUGCACAGAGAGGCAUGGAGCCACGACUAACUGGUUUCUACAGACGUCAAUGUGCACUG
This is a messenger RNA of Priapulus caudatus, 3045 nucleotides long. RefSeq names its product ubiquitin carboxyl-terminal hydrolase 25-like. Gene Ontology annotation, cellular component: cytosol; nucleus. Lineage: Eukaryota; Metazoa; Priapulida; Priapulimorpha; Priapulimorphida; Priapulidae. Gene Ontology annotation, biological process: protein deubiquitination; regulation of protein stability. Gene Ontology annotation, molecular function: cysteine-type endopeptidase activity; cysteine-type deubiquitinase activity. The record is from RefSeq and is a predicted model, not a curated record.